AUGGAGAAGGCGCUAGGAAAGAACCUCCCGCAGAUGGAAUUGCGCUUCCAGGACAUGUCCAUCUCAGCAGACAUCAUGGUCAAGGACGAGAGCGACAUCACGGUCGAGCUGCCUACGUUAACCAACGUCAUCAAGACCGGGUUCCCGGACGCUUCCUGUGGUGGGUCUCGCAAAUGA
Messenger RNA from Phytophthora nicotianae INRA-310, 177 nucleotides. RefSeq lists its product as hypothetical. The transcript has 2 exons. The coding region runs from base 1 to 177 and encodes 58 amino acids. The record is from RefSeq and is a predicted model, not a curated record. Lineage: Eukaryota; Oomycota; Peronosporomycetes; Peronosporales; Peronosporaceae.